Messenger RNA from Frankliniella occidentalis (western flower thrips), 2181 nucleotides. RefSeq names its product protein Mpv17-like. NCBI's taxonomy places the organism in Eukaryota, Metazoa, Arthropoda, Insecta, Thysanoptera, Thripidae. Bases 191 to 766 code for a protein of 191 amino acids. Gene Ontology annotation, cellular component: cytoplasm; membrane. The record is from RefSeq and is a predicted model, not a curated record. The transcript is spliced from 5 exons.
UCUUACAACAGAGAAAAGGUUGGAUGCUGUGCUUCAUGUUGAUUCCGAUGGUGGCCAGCCUGAAGUUAUUCGUAGGCUCCCCCACCCGCCCGGUUUGUUUCGCUGUCUGCUUUGUGUGCGUUUUCUAUUUCUGUCGGCAUUCCUUUUCUAAAGUGUGUUAACCUUCCCAUUAUAGUUAAGCAGAACAAAAAUGCGGGUGUUGUUGAGCUUGUACCGAAAUGCGGUUCAAAAGUACCCCAUGAGCUUACAGGCAGCUCAAACUGGACUUCUUAUGGCAACAGGAGACAUAGUUGCUCAAACAGUCAUUGACAACCGCAGGUUUCUCGAUUUGGAUGCUGGGAGAAUAGCUCGAUUUGGAGCUAUUGGCGUAUGUCUGGUUGGUCCUACCCUUCAUGUCUGGUAUGGUUUCAUGGAGCGUCACUUAGGUGCAACUGGGGUCAAAGCGCUGGUCAAGAAAGUGUGCGCCGACCAGCUCAUUUUUGCGCCAUCAUUCAUUGUUGUACUUCUAUCUGUUAUCGGUCUAUCUCAGGGGAAAAGUGCAGUGCAAGUUAAAGAACAGCUAACUGCUACUUACCCGGAUGUACUUAUCAAUAAUUAUAAGUUGUGGCCAGCUGUGCAGCUUUUCAACUUCUAUCUUACUCCUCUGCAGUACCGAGUUGUAGUUGUUCAAACUGUUGCUAUAUUUUGGAACACCUAUUUGUCAUGGAAAACUAAUCCAAACCAAGGUAAAAUUAUGGUGCCAGAAGAUCCAAAUCUGACAAUGUGAGAAUUCAGAUUUUACCUAUUCCUGUCAAAUCAAAGAAAUUCAUGAAUUUAUAGCUUCUAUAAUGGUUUUCAAUAACUAAGAGCACUCCAAGAGAAGCAUUCCUUUUAAUGUUAAUUAACCAGUGGACCAAGCUUGUCUUCUAGACUAAUAAUUCAUCUUGAUGAUCUAAUCAUGAUUAUUAUUAUGUGUUUUCCAAAAUAUUGCAUUUGGAUUGCAUACUUAAUCUGUGAAAUGCCUAAAACAUUUCUGAUAAUGUCGCCAUAGUAACAUUUAAGCAGAGGGGUAAGAUAGUCAAGUAAUCAGUAUUUUCUAACAUAUUUUAAUAGUAUGUCUAAGUGCUAAUAUUUUUUAUUUUUGUUAAAGAAAAAGGAAGCACAAGUCACCCAAUUAUGUGAACAAGAUGAUGUUGCUAUAAUGAAUGAGCGAGCAAUGAUAGCUCCAAUUUAUGUUAAAGUCUGCAUUCUUAAUGUUAUGGGAAACAAAUUUACAUACUGUGCGAUCUCUAUAGGCCAAUAGUUUUCAAAUAUUAUGUGUUAUUCAUGUUUACCUUUAAAGUUUUACCUCCCAGUAAAUAAUUUUUUCUUCUUUUCCGUUUCUAGUACUUAAUUGCGUACAGAAAAGUUUGCUUUUUUGAGGUAACUCUAGAAAGUCUACUGAUGUGGCAAACUCAAAUUACUUGUCAGUUUCUUUAAGUCUACUUUUCUCUUUACUGAAUAAAAUUUUUAGUUGACUUGAGACUUGGUAACAUUGUAAAAGGUGCCACUGGUUGAAGAAGUAUUCUCUCUUGGAGACAGUUCAACCGUGGUUCCACUAAUCAAUCAGGUAUUUCAAUAGCUGUGAAAUGAGUUCACUGUCCCCACUCCUAUAAAGAUAGAUCCUUACAAGACUUGUUUUUGUUCAUUUUUGUUCAGUGUGUUACACAUUGUGAUACAUGGAUGAUUUUUGUGUUAUUUUCUCAAAGGGGUGUGUGAUGUAUUAUUCCUGCGAGACUAGUUGCUGUCAGGCACAAUUAGCCUAUUACUCUUACCUAGCAUACAUGAUGCAUUGAGUGAAAGAUCUGUUUCUGUGGUAUUAUCUCUUAUCUUGGCUGCACCUUUAAUUCAAGGUUACAGUCAAAAGGAAGAAACACCCUUGAAGUUUUAUUAAUAUUGAAAAAAUUAACGUCUUCCAUUCUCCUUUUUAUAAGUGCAAGACAAUGUGGCUGUUUCACAAACCCAAAAAAAUAUUUAUAGUUGUUAAAUAUCUAUCUAAGAGCUGUUAUUUUUGAAUGAAGAACUCUCUAUGAAUGAAUGAGCACGUUGUCUAUUGAAAAAAAAAGCUAUGGUAAAUAAUACUUGUAAGUUUACACCUCCUCCUACAUGUGAUAACUAGAUUAACUUAGAGUAAAUCUGCUUCAUUAAAAAUGUUCGAUCCAA